Molecule: messenger RNA, 1415 nt
Organism: Nezara viridula (southern green stink bug)
Lineage: Eukaryota; Metazoa; Arthropoda; Insecta; Hemiptera; Pentatomidae
Source: the annotation of a GenBank genome assembly
GUGGAAUAUCCCGUCUUCAGUUCAGUGGAGUUCACCAAAGAGUAGGGAUGGGAAGAGGGACGUUGAGGCAAUACUACGCCUGUACCAUCAGCCAGCUUUCGGUGAUGGUAGUAGGCGUGGCUUAUUGCUGGUUCGAGCCAAUCACGAUCCGGCUCGCAAACGACCCCGACCUGGGCUUCAGCGCUGAUGACGUAUCCUGGUUGAUUUCCAUCAUGGAGAUCGGCUGUUUGAUCAGUCCGUUAGUGUCAGGCGAUCUGACUAACAGGAUUGGCCGAAAGUACGUGAUCUUAAGCAUAGGCCCUCUCUGCCUAGUGGGAUGGAUUUUGGUACUCUUCUCCAAGACGAUGGUGUCUCUUGUGAUAGUCCGGAUUCUGCAUGGUCUGGCGACGGGAGUCGCCUUCACCAUCACGCCAAUCUACACCGCAGAAGUCGCAGAACCCAAAUUAAGAGGGAGGCUAUCGGGAACCUUCCAAACCACAUGGUACAUGGGGACACUGUAUGCAUUCUCCAUCGGUCCAUACUUCAGCUAUGAUGUAUACACCUAUAUCUGUAUUCCUCUUCCAAUAUUAUUCACCAUAGUAUGGAUGAUGAUGCCUGAGACUCCUUACUAUCUGUUAAUGUCAAAACGAGAAGACGAAGCAAGAAAAGUACUAAAAUAUUUCAGAGAUGGUGAUGAUAUCGAAAAAGAACUCGAGGAUAUGCAGAAAGCAGUAAAAGAAGAGAUGGCUGUCGAAGGUUCUUGGAAGAUACUCUUCACCGACAAGACCGAGAGAAAAGCUUUCAUAAUCGUACAAAUCGUCUCUAUCACCAAGUUCCUCACUGGGAUGCCAGUCAUUGUGAACUACGCUUUGGACACUUUCACCAGGAGUGAAACGUUCCUCUCAGCUGAAGUAAUGUCCAUUAUACUCGCUGUACUCCUCACCUUGAUCGCUGUGAUUUCCGCCUUCAUGUCCGACUGGAUAGGUCGAAAACCAUUGUUGCUGGUGUCUUGCUUCGGUUGCUUCGUCGCUCACUUCCUCACUGGAGGAUAUUACUACAUCCACGAGAAGACAACCCUUGAAGGCGGAAACUACACUUGGGCGCUCUAUGUCGGAUUGGUAAUGUACUGCUUCUUCUCCGACAUCGGACUAGGACCAUUACUGCAAACUCUUCAAUCCGAAAUGUUCGGGGCAAGUACAAGAGGAGUCGCAGGCGGUAUCACAGAAGGUUUUGCAGCUUUCUUGUGCUUCGUAGUACUCAAGCUGUACACCCCUGUAAACGAGGUUUUUGGAGUUUACAUGAAUUUUUGGUUCUACAGCUUUACUGGAUUAAUAGGAGGGCUUCUUUUGGUUUGGCUUAUGUACGAAACAGCUGGAAAGACAAUCGGUCAAAUGGAGGAUUCACCAAAGAAAAACGUACUGGCUUGAAUGGAAAUU